This is a messenger RNA of Durusdinium trenchii, 858 nucleotides long. The record is from the annotation of a GenBank genome assembly. Lineage: Eukaryota; Dinophyceae; Suessiales; Symbiodiniaceae.
AUGGUGCAGUUCUCCGUGCUGGUUUGUGUGGCCCUGGUGGCAGCAGUGGGCGCUUGGUGUGUUGCAGCCUUGGCAGAGCUGAAUGUUUCGGUUCUGGAUGCGACUGCAAGCCCAGUGCAGCUGAGCUCGCUGUUCCUCCGUGGUGUCGGGGCGACGCUGUGGUGUCGGACGCUCUACUGCUCGUACGCGGACACCACCCCGCUGGCCAUCCAGCACCGAGGACAUAAGGUGCAUGUCCGUCAUUUGGGCCGAUUCAUCACCUUCACCCUCUGGUGCAACUGCAUGCUGGCAUUGUAUUGGCUCUCCAGUCUUCUGGUGGCUGUUUUGGCGAUGCAAGGGCUGCAGGUGCCUGCUGCCUUGCAGCGCCUCACGGUGGUCCUUUGGCAAAUCACAGGCCCUUUGUCGUGGUUGGUCUCGAUGGUGGUGACCUUCGUCUUGCUGCCCGCGGCCUAUCGCAAGGAACCCGAGAAGAUUGACGUGAUGCUGGGCUGGCGGCCGCAAGUCUUACACAACGGAUAUGUGCUCUUUUGUGCACUGGAGUUGAUCAUCUCCAGACCACCCAUGGUACCCGAGCUCUUUCCACUGAUGAUCCUCUUCGGCCUUUGCUACAUCACCUUUGCGUGGUUUCUAUAUUUGCGCCUGCGCAUCUACGUGUAUUUCUUCCUGGACCCUACCAUGGUUUGGGCGCCACUGGCCUACCUGGCGCUCCUAGGGGCGACAGCAGGUUUCUUCUCGAUGAGCACUUGGCUCACGCGCCAUCUCUCCUCCACGGAGCACCCCACCCUAAGCUGCUGGGCAGUACUGCUGGCUGCGCUGGGGACCUGCACCUGGCGCAAGCGCAAAGAGGAGAAGACUUGA